GGCUGCCCACAAGGGAACAAGAAUCUAGUGGAGAAACUAUCUUGUUUUGUCUCUUGUGGUGGGGGUGAUUCGGGUCUUCUGCCCCUCUGUGGGCUGUGUAUAAGCCUGAGGCUUUUUCUCAUCUCGACCCCACAUCAAAAUAAAAGGUGCCUCUGUUGCUGAAAAGGGGAUGUUGUCAGUGGGAAAGUGCAAGCAGUAAUGAAAAAUGAGGAAGAAGAUUCUUGUCCAGGCUAAGCCAAAAGGGAGAGCAUUCAAGGAAGCAGGCAGUGGGGCAAAGUACAUCUCCCAGUGCAUUGAUGAGAUCAAACAGGAGCUCAAGCAGGAUAACAUUGCAGUGAAAGCGAAUGCUGUUUGCAAACUUACAUAUUUACAGAUGCUGGGCUAUGACAUCAGUUGGGCUGCAUUCAAUAUUAUUGAAGUAAUGAGCGCAUCCAAGUUUACAUUCAAAAGAAUUGGUUACCUAGCUGCCUCUCAGUGCUUUCACGAAGGGACUGAUGUAAUUAUGCUGACUACCAAUCAGAUUAGAAAGGAUCUGAGUAGCCCUAACCAGUAUGAUACUGGAGUAGCACUGACUGGUUUGUCCUGUUUUGUUACUCCAGAUCUUGCCAGAGACUUGGCAAAUGACAUCAUGACUCUGAUGUCUCACACAAAGCCUUAUAUCAGGAAGAAGGCAGUGUUAAUCAUGUACAAAGUGUUUUUGAAGUACCCCGAGUCCCUCCGUCCUGCGUUCCCUCGCCUUAAAGAGAAACUGGAAGAUCCAGAUCCUGGUGUCCAGUCUGCGGCAGUAAAUGUUAUUUGUGAGCUGGCCAGACGCAAUCCCAAGAACUACCUGUCUCUUGCUCCACUCUUUUUUAAGUUGAUGACGUCUUCAACCAAUAAUUGGGUCCUCAUUAAAAUUAUAAAGUUGUUUGGUGCUCUUACUCCAUUAGAACCUAGGCUGGGAAAGAAAUUGAUUGAGCCGCUCACUAAUCUCAUACAUAGCACCUCGGCCAUGUCUCUUCUGUACGAAUGUGUGAACACAGUGAUAGCAGUUCUGAUAUCUCUAUCCUCUGGGAUGCCCAAUCACAGUGCCAGCAUCCAGCUCUGCGUUCAGAAGUUAAGAAUACUAAUAGAAGACUCUGAUCAGAACUUGAAGUACCUGGGUUUGUUAGCAAUGUCCAAAAUCCUGAAAACUCAUCCCAAGUCAGUUCAGUCCCACAAGGAUCUCAUUCUCCAGUGUCUGGACGACAAGGAUGAAUCCAUCCGACUCAGAGCAUUAGAUCUCCUGUAUGGCAUGGUGUCCAAAAAGAAUCUGAUGGAGAUAGUGAAGAAACUGAUGAUUCAUGUGGACAAAGCGGAAGGGACAACGUACCGAGAUGAGUUACUCACCAAAAUCAUAGACAUAUGUAGCCAGUCCAACUACCAGUACAUCACCAACUUCGAAUGGUACAUAAGCAUCCUGGUGGAACUGACCCGGUUGGAAGGUACUCGGCACGGUCACCUUAUAGCGGCUCAGAUGCUGGAUGUAGCUAUCCGGGUUAAAGCCAUCCGUAAGUUUGCCGUUUCCCAGAUGGCUAUGCUCCUGGACAAUGCCCAUCUGAUAGCCAGCAACGCCCAGAGGAACGGCAUCUGUGAGGUGCUCUAUGCUGCUGCCUGGAUAUGCGGGGAGUUCUCCGAACACCUUGAGGAAUCCAACCAGACAUUAGAAGCAAUGCUGAGGCCUAAAGUUACCACUCUACCAGGCCACAUCCAGGCAGUUUAUGUCCAGAACAUGGUAAAGCUUUAUGCAUCCAUCCUACAACAGAAGGAGCAAGCUGGGGAGAAGGAAGCAGCCCAGGAAAUUACCCAGCUGAUGAUCGAUCGUUUGCCUCAGUUUGUGCAGAGUGCAGAUCUGGAAGUUCAAGAGAGGGCUUCUUGCAUCUUACAGCUGAUUAAAUACAUUCAGAAGCUACAAAUAAAAGAGGUGCCCGUAGCCGAGGAAGUGAUAGCCCUGUUUGCGGGAGAACUGAACCCGGUAGCUCCUAAAGCCCAGAAAAAAGUCCCAGUUCCGGAAGGUUUGGACCUUGACGCUUGGAUCAAUGAGCCUCCGUCAGAUAGUGAGUCUGAAGAUGAAAAACCCAAAACAAUUUUCCAUGAUGAAGAGCAAAGGCAUUCUAGACCGAGACAGCCAGAAAUUGAUGAGGAAGAGUUAGCCAGGCGCCGAGAAGCCCGGAAACAGGAACAAGCAAACAAUCCAUUUUAUAUUAAAAGCUCUCCUUCCCCACAGAAGCGAUACCAAGAUACGCCAGGUGUGGAGCAUAUACCUGUGGUCCAGAUUGACCUUUCUGUUCCCUUAAAAGUUCCAGGAAAGCCCACGUCCGACCAGUAUGUGAAGCUGGAGGAGGAGCGGCGGCACAAACAGAAGCUUGAGAAAGACAAGAAGAAGAAACAGCAGAAGAAGGAGAAAGAGAAGAAAGGCAAGCAUCGCCGCCAUACCUCCCUGCACACGGAGAGCGAGGAGGACAUCGCCCCGGCCCAGCACGUGGACAUCAUCACCGAGGAGAUGCCGGAGAACGCGUUGCCCAGUGAUGAGGAUGACAAAGAUCCCAACGAUCCGUACAAGGCCCUGGAUGUCGACCUGGAUAAACCCUUAGCCGAUAGCGAGAAGCUGCCCGUGCAGACACACAGAAAUGCUGAGAACCUGAAAUCACCAGACACUGAAGCUCCGUUAGUAGAAAAAAGGAGCAAGAAACCUAAAAAGAAGGAAAAGAAACACAAAGAAAAAGAGCGUGAGAGAGAAAAGAAGAAAGAAAAAGACAGAAAGGUGGCUGAAGAAGGGAACAAGGGGGAAGACUUGGACUUCUGGCUCUCCACUGCCCCACCACCUGCCGCCCCUGCACAGGCACAGAGCGAGCCCGAGGGGAGCGCUGCCGGAGCUGAGCCGGAGGAGCGGCAAGAGGCCCAGAGGAACGAGCAAGAGGAGGAGGAUGCCGAAGGAAAGAAAGCCUCCAAGCAUAGGAAGAAGCACAAGAAGAAGGAGGAGAAGCCCAAGGACAAGAAGAAAUCCAAGAAGCACCACGGCAGCAAGGAGGAGCCGGCAGCGUCGGGGCCGAACGGGACGCUGGACGAUGAACCGCUGCCGCCCAUGUCCAGUUACUGCCUUCUUGCUGAGAAUUCGUACAUUAAAAUGACAUACGACAUUCAAGGAAACCUCCAGCAUGACAGUCAAGUCACGGUCUCGGUGAUCUUUGAAAACAAGAGUGCUAGCUUCCUGAAGAGCAUGGAGUUGAAUGUCCUGGACUCUCUCAACGCUAAAAUGCUCCGGCCGGAAGGGUCAUCAGUACACGAUGGGAUACCUGUGCCGUUCCAGCUGCCCCCUGGGAUCUCUAACGAAGCCCAGUUCGUGUUUACUCUGCAGAGCAUCGUGAUGGCUCAGAAACUAAAAGGAACCCUGUCCUUUAUAGUCAAAAAUGAUGAAGGUUCAACCCAUGAAAAACUAGAUUUCAAAUUGCACUUCAGUUGCGCUUCAUAUUUGAUCACAACGCCCUGCUAUAGUGAUGCUUUUGCCAAGCUGCUGGAGUCUGGGGACCUGCACAUGAGCUCUCUAAAAGCAGAUGGAAUUAGCGUUUCUUUCCAACAUCUACUAGCAAAGAUUUGUUUUUAUCAUCACUUUUCAGUUGUGGAGCGCGUUGACUCGUGCGCAUCAAUGUACAGUCGUUCCAUCCAGGGCCAUCACGUCUGCCUGCUGGUGAAAAAGGGAGAGAAUUCCGUAUCCGUUGACGGAAAAUGUAACGAUUCCACCCUGCUGAGCAAUUUGCUGGAUGAGAUGAAAGAGACAUUGUCCAAGUGCUGAAUAUUCUUUAUAACUGUGGCAACGACACGCGAUGCACUUAAGGUGUGAAGACAGAUCCAAGUGUUCCAUGUCUCCCUUGUACGCAUGUACUAUCUCGGGGCACGUGCUUUUCAGUUAACUCCACUAUCGUUUGCAGUUUAGACAUUUUAUGGCUGCACGUUCCCUGUUUAAUUUUGAACCUUUUUACCAGCGGGCGUAUAACCCUUUCCAGCCCAGAGCGCCUGACCUCGGGGUUAUUUAUUCAGCCAUUCCCAGCCAUCCAGUGCAGCCUGCCUCCCAGGUGGAGCAGAACGGUUAGCGGGAGCAACAUCUGGGGCUUACACAUGUUAACCUGGUUAAUACAGGAGGCUGUCUUGGCCCAUCUCUGUGGAAUGUGUCUGCUUUAGUGGAGGGGUUAUUUUAGCAAAAGCUGCCCUUGGCGCUGAAGGCAGCUACCCUCUCUGCCCCAAGUUCAUUUGGUCCCAAAUAUCAACACCCUUGAUAUCCUAAGAGUGAAUCUGUAUGCGCCUGGCAGGAGUUGGGGACCCUCCUGGGGUUCUGCUGAUGGUAGCUGCCUCGGACCCGCCUAUCUAUUACGACAGCUACCACCUGGGCUGAAAAGGGUUGGUGGAUUCCUCAGUCCUUUGCUCCUGUUCACCCCGAAACAAGGCCUAUUGAACAUCUCCCCGCCAGUGAUUUCAGUGGACUUCACAAAGCACAGCCGAGACCUCACAUUCCUGAAAAGUUAGAAUGUAGCAAAGAAAGGAGAAAUCCAAAGGGUUUUUGUUCCUGUUUUUUAAUUUCUUUAUACUGUGGCUCAGCAGAUGAGGUUGUGACCAGUAGCAGGUUGGAGAAAGAGCCACUGAAAAUACCUCCUGCUCCAGACUGUCGGUUUCCGUGUUCUCAGUGUUGCGCUGUGACAGUGUGUUUAAUUGGCACUGGGAAAAGUGUGCUGGCCCAGCCCAGACAUACCUGCACAGAUAAGGGGAAGGGCAGGAGUGGCUGGAGAACUCGACACAUUUGUGGUUGCGAUAGAGUUACUACCAGGCUGCGAAGGAGGGUCUGACAAAACGACUCUGUUGGUGAGAAUUCACUUGGAAUCAUUGGCUGGAAAGGGUGUUUUCUGCCACUGAAGUACAACUAAGGACUGGACUAUUGCCUGGCUGGCAUCGCUUUCCAGGAUCACUCGUUUUCACAUUCUGUGUGCUGUUCUGUUUCCAGCAGACUUGGCCUGUGCUAAGCAGUUAACUGAGAUGUGGGUGAAGAACUGCCACUUGCUAUUCCAGAGGGGCCCCUGUGAGUAGAUAGACGUGUACAAUGUCUGCACUUAAUUUUUUGGUGACUCCCCUCUCCCCCCACAACAACCGUCAGUAUUGCACAGUAGACGUGUGAUACAUACCCUGCAGCCUGGGGACAAAAGGUGAGGUCAGCGCUUCACCCUCAUCUCACCUUUGGAGAGAGACGCUGCACCUCUACCCUCUCCCCCAAGUGGGGCGUAUUGCGAGGCCCAGCACUGAAUGCUGGCGCCGUAGUGUGUUUGGUAAUGACCAUCCACCUCCCUUGGUUAGCCAGUUAGUGUAUUAGAAACUGAACAUAUUCAAAUGGUCUUAAAGGAGAAUGUUCCGUAAUCAGCGAGGGCGGGGAAUUAAAAAUUCAUGGAUGAAAACUGUCACUUUAGCAUGUAGAGUCUCUUCAGGAAUCCUGUGCAGUGAUUCUAGACCUUUGAAACUGUAUGAUGUGUUAUAUUAAAGAAUUUAUUUGCUAUCAACAUUCCCUUACAAAGACAGACCACAAGCUGCUGUAACAAUUUUGUGUCAAGAUGAUCUAAUAAAAUUUCAAAACAAAA
Molecule: messenger RNA, 5636 nt
Organism: Pelodiscus sinensis (Chinese soft-shelled turtle)
Lineage: Eukaryota; Metazoa; Chordata; Testudines; Trionychidae
Source: RefSeq, a predicted model, not a curated record